This is a messenger RNA of Fusarium falciforme, 2553 nucleotides long. Its product is annotated as Six-hairpin glycosidase. The coding region runs from base 1 to 2553 and encodes 850 amino acids. Gene Ontology annotation, biological process: carbohydrate metabolic process. NCBI's taxonomy places the organism in Eukaryota, Fungi, Ascomycota, Sordariomycetes, Hypocreales, Nectriaceae. The record is from RefSeq and is a predicted model, not a curated record. The transcript has a single exon.
AUGUCUUCCAUAAACUUUGAUUCAACCUGGAUAUGGCAUCCGGACUGGGUUGAAGAUCCAACCUCGUCGUCUGCGGGUGGCUUCGUCAACUUCAGAAGGGAGUUCGUUCUCGAUCAUAUCCCCCAAAAUCCUGUCAGAGUACAGAUCUCGGCCGACACUAGGUAUAAGCUCUACAUCAACUCUCGCUUCAUCCACGCCGGCCCCGUCAAGGGUGACCAGCAGGCCUGGUUUUUCGACGAGUUAGACAUCCAGCCACACCUGCAGCCUGGCACGAACCAUGUCGCCAUACGCGUGCUGCGAUUCUACUACGCCAGCCGGUUCGCGUCAAGCUUCCCAAGAACCCCCUUUCCUGGCCUUCUCAUCAGGCAGGUUCCACGCGACGACGUUGAUGUACGCAACAUUGACAUCCACACCAACGAGUCUUGGGAGACAACUAUCGACGUAUCAGCUCGGUUGCCCAAUGAUAUGAAAGAUGAUGAUUUCCUUCACGUGUUCGAGGAUAUAGACAGUCGACGCCGCCAGUAUCCGAUAUGGGUGCCCGCCACCAUCCAGAAGUUCCUAACUUCGUUUGGGCUUGCUACGCCAUGGAGGCUGUCGCCGCGGUUGAUUCCAUAUCCGCAACUAGAACCAACUGCUUUCAAAGCUGUACACAACAUACGAAGUUCCGAGACUCGCUCAUCAUGGGAAAGUAUGCUUCUGCAGCCGGAGGGAGGGAAACCCGAUAUGAGUGUCUUGCUUCCCGCUGGCACUGUACAUCACGUCGAGCUCGAAGUCGAACAUCACAUGACUGCUUAUAUAGCCUUCCGGUUUUUGAGACCUGUGGCUGGCGGAAGUAGCUUGGUCGUCACGUACUCUGAAUGCUACGAGGACGAGCCGGUUCAAUUACCAUAUGUUCGCGUUAAAGGUGAUCGUCGUGACACCUCCAUGCGCCUGUUCGGGCCCAGGGACCGCUACGUCUUUGCCGGCCCUCUUGAACCUGGGGCAGCUACGCAGCACUACGAAGCGGAAGAGAAUGAGGAGUAUUUUGCUCCCUUUCACUUCCGUACAUUUCGAUUCAUGGCCUUGGACAUCCAAGUUGCAAGCGGUGCGGACCUUGUCCUACAGCGAAUCGACAUCACCAAGACAAACUACCCUCUACAAGUAGUUGCUGACGUUAAUCCGCCACCCGACGCUCAGUGGGCUAGGGAUUUAUGGACCGUCAGCCUCCGGACCCUUAUCAACUGCAUGCACGAUUGCUACGAAGACUGCCCUUUCUACGAACAACUACAGUACGCAAUGGACACGCGAAGCUCUGCACUUUUCACUUAUUGUAUUUCUGGGGAUGACCGCCUCGCCCGACAGGCUAUCAUGCAGUUACAUAAUUCCUUCCAGCCGGCAAUUGGUCUGACGGCCAGUCGUGCACCGGCGCAUCAUCUCCAGAUUAUCCCUCAUUUUUCACUGUUUUGGGUCUGCAUGGUCGUGGACCACUACGACUAUUUCGGGGAUGCAAAAUUUGUCAAUAAGUUCCUGUCAAUGAGUUAUGCGGUCUUGGAGACAUUCAACAGCCGUAUCGACGCCAAACUCGGCCUAGUACGUAGCGUUGAGGCCUUGGAUCAGUGGGAUUUCGUCGACUGGGUUGACGCAUGGAAACCCUUCGGGAUCCCACCAGCUGCGCGAAGAACUAGCUUUCAGACGUUCACUAAUUCUCUGUAUGCCUAUACUCUCAAGCGUCUGGCUGCGAUGUUGAGUGACAUGGGCCGAGAAAAUCUGGCGGGUGCAUACAACGCGCAAGCAGAUAUCAUCGUACGAGCUAUUCAAGAUCACUGCUUUGAUGGUCAUUAUUUUACGGACGGCCUUGCAAGGCAAGCUGAGUCGACAGACUAUAGCCAGCACAACCAAGUGUGGGCAGUUCUAUGUGGAGCAGUCUCUGAUGAGAGAGGUGCGAAUCUUCUGACUCGGUCACUAGCCACCGCAGACACGCAAACAAACCUACGCUCAGAUUCUGACCCACCAGGAACGCAAUUGAGCUUACGGAACCGGAUCCUCACUCCCACGUCCACUGCAAUGUCAUUCUACACCUUUCGGGCUUUAUCACAGGUUGGAAGAGGCGUUUACGAGGCGCAUUUCAGUCGUCUUUGGGACCCGUGGCGAGCUCAACUAGCGCAGAAUGUCACCACCUGGGUCGAAGACAACGUAUCACAACGUUCCGAUUGCCACGCCUGGGGCAGUCUGCCGCUGUACGAGUUUAUUGCCGAAGUUGCUGGAGUUAAGCCCACCGCGCCUGGCUGGGCAGCCAUCUCAUUCAAGCCUCGGCUCAACCUAUUCCGAACACUAGACGUCAAGGUGCCAUUAGGAGGAACGCCGGGGUCCAGAGUCGCCCGGGUGCAAUGGACCACAUACGAUGGAGAUGCCAAAGUGAAGGUGACCCUAUCCGUAGAGUUCUUGCCCGGAGCGGGUCUGGAUGGCGAUAUCAAGUUGCCUAUCUACGUCAGCCUGCCCGAUGGGCGCAGUGAGACGAUUCACGGUCCUGGGAUCGCAGAGUUUGACAUUGACGUGGCAGCAGCCGCCCGAUGA